This is a messenger RNA of Schizosaccharomyces octosporus yFS286, 1946 nucleotides long. Its product is annotated as TORC2 subunit Bit61. Gene Ontology annotation, cellular component: TORC2 complex. Bases 386 to 1681 code for a protein of 431 amino acids. The transcript has a single exon. The record is from RefSeq and is a predicted model, not a curated record. Gene Ontology annotation, biological process: TORC2 signaling. NCBI's taxonomy places the organism in Eukaryota, Fungi, Ascomycota, Schizosaccharomycetes, Schizosaccharomycetales, Schizosaccharomycetaceae.
UAAUAAUAAUAAUAAAUUAUAUAUAUAAUUUGUUCGUUUUAUACUGUAAAAAUAGGUAAGUCAGUUGUAGCGCAUAUUGGUUGGCGAAAACUUACAUACACCCUACACAUCCUACCUGGAAGUUUGCUGUCGUAUUAGAGUAAUACUCUCUCGCAUGAACUCAUAACGAUUUUUAACUGACGAAAAAAAUUAAAAAGUUAAUUCUUACAAUUGACUAGUAAAUAUUCGCAAUGUCGAACUAGUUUGGAGUGUGCUUCGUUCGCAUCAACAAGUCUGUCUAAGCAAAUUCGAAUUCCAACUGUAUACCUUAUUGCUUUAUUUUUUUAAAAAAAAAAGACUUCUCAUAAAAUCCUCAGAAAACAAGAGAAAGAAGAAAAAGUCGAGCAUGCCUGAUAGAACAUCGGUUUCAUCUACCUCUAGUACAUCCUCUAACUGGACUCCUGGAGCUAGGAGAAGCAGUUUAGAAAGUCCCACGAAUAAUUUUCCUUUUCUCAAUCAAGACAUAGAAGACUUAAGGAAAAAGGAAGGAGAGAACACUAGUUUUGAUACCAAUACCUCAUUCGCGAACAGGCCAGAAACACCUGAGCAAAAGGUUCAGCAGCUUCCAUUUAAUGGACAAUGGCCUUUUAAUCGAAGAUCUAGUCAAAGCAGCUCUAUGCUUGCUAUGGAAGACAAGCAUUGGACAAAACAGAAUUCCAAGAAGUCUGGAAAAACAAAACCAUUAUCGGUAAAUCAGCAUUCGAAUAAUGGAGAACAAUCUAGUGAAAAAGGUAGCAAAAGUCAAACGUCUUUGUUGAGUUACUCCCCGCAUAAAAGUCGUAAAGGAAAAGAAGGAUUAGACAUUUCGGCUCUGCAAAAAUCAAUAUACGGGCCUCGCAAUUUUUUAAGGAGUCGGAAGGAUUCAUUUGGGAUAUUCGGUUCCUCCAUUCCUCAAUCCUUAGUAAAUAACCAGAUGAUAAAUGGUUUUGGUGCUGCAUCCCUUGCAUUUGCUAAACUUAGCAAAGUACGGUCACCUUUAGAUUCUAAAUUCAAUACGAACUCAAUGUCAGCGGAUGAUACGUGGUCCAUUUUAGAAUCGGAAGUUUGCACAUUAUAUAACUGGGAAAGCUUACAUUAUACAAUUGAGGACUUGAACGGAAUUUUAGUCCUUCAUCUUCAGUCUUGUGUAAGAGAAAGAACGAUGGAUCUUUUCACUAGUCAUUUAGAUUCGUUGUUUCCAAAAGCUACCAAUAAACUAUCAGAAUCGCUAUUCCCAAUACCGGAGGAAUACUUUUUGUCAAAGCUAUUGGAAAUUUGGCUAUUUUUUCUGUCUUCUAUUCUACCGUAUAUAGAGGGUAUAUUCUUACCUAUAAAAACAAAACUUUUUGACAGUCAGGAAAAAGCAUUACUUCCCUACGAGAUUAAUGAGUAUUGCCAUACAAAUCGAGAAAAGUUUAAUGUUCAAAGACUUAUGCUUACUUCGUUUCGUGAUUACAUGAUUUUGCCGGCUAUUGACCGUAUUCAGAGAAUCAUUCAAAAACAGAGCGAGACGUUAGCAAGCUCAGAACAUCUUCCCGGUGUUUACGCUCGGUUGUUUCAAAUCUUAAGUAUGCUAGCAAGUGUGCACUCAAAUGACCAGCACGAAAAAGAUUUAAUAAAGCUUGCUUCUAAAGUUCGUUCUCUACUUAUUGUUCAUGAAUAAUUGAAUCUCUGUCUCAGGUAUAUAUCAAACUGUUUUCCCAAAGUUAUUUCCUUGUUCAUACCCUUUUAUUUUUUGGAAAAAUACUGACCUUGUUGAUAAUUAUUUUACCAGUACUGUUGGCGAUGUAAUUUUAUGCUGCUAUUGGCUUUUUACUUUUGUAGACUAAUGAAAUAAAUAUAUAUAUAUAAUGUUAUUCUAUAAUAGGAGGGUAAAGCUAACGUCUAAGGAUUUUUUUUGUCUAUGUAUUAACAUCUCGCAUAUUGUG